AUGGCAGCGAAGAUUAACGUCAUCCUCAUCCACCCUCCACCCCUCAUGGUCACCACUGAGGCGUGGAUGCUCAACAGGAAGGAUUGGCACAGGGCUAUGAAUUUUCUAGAAUAUUCGCCCACUAUCGAUCCAAUCGGCCUUUGGGCACACGCCAAAGCCCACGCGGAUAUAAAACGCAACGAGAAUCUGGCCAAACGACUCUAUUCUCCAUCAGACAAACGGCACGGCCCCACAGUUCCCCGCUUUCCGAACGCACAAUACGGAUGCGUCGUGAUGUUUAAGCUCUCUGGCUCCAAGGCCAAGAACGAGCUUCCCCGAUGGAACCCCAAGGGAAAGCGAUGCACACGCACAUCUACGCCCUCUGGCUAUGUCAUUCCCGAAAACUGUUAUGAAUUAGACUCAGCCGAUACAGCGUCUGUCCCACACGUCCCUCUUCUACCACCUUCCGUUGCGACCCAACCAUCGCCAUCUCAGCUUGAGCCUGUGCCCACUCCGCUGAACAGUGAACCGCUCCAAUAUACUUACCCCAAGGUUCUCAACACUAACUUUCAAGCCUACCUGGAAGACCGGCGACGUCAACGCAUGCAGCCUACAUUGGCGGAGCAGGCCCCUUCUCUUCCACGGACUCAUUCUUCUGUUGAUAAUAUGUCUUUUACGGCUCGCGAUGGUUCCGAACAGUCCCAUACUGAUGACCCGGACUUCCCACAUUCACCCCGUUCUCAAAGUUCACACUCUUUCGUAACAAUUUUGGCCGAUGAUAUAUUCGACGAUGACAGCAAUUCCUCCCAAAAACUAUCCGACACAUCCGCCAACCCAAAUUCCCCGGACGCCGAAUCGAUUUGA
Molecule: messenger RNA, 843 nt
Organism: Sphaeroforma arctica JP610
Lineage: Eukaryota; Ichthyosporea; Ichthyophonida
Exons: 4
Coding region: 1-843 (280 amino acids)
Source: RefSeq, a predicted model, not a curated record